AUGAUGGCCGUGAGCCAGUGGACGCUGCGCAUCCCGGGCCGGCCCGACCUGCCCGGCGGCUGCACGGCGGCGCAGCUCAUGGCCUUCGGCACGCGGCGGCGCGACAAGGUGCACUGGCUGCUGGCGCAGUCCGAGGAGGAGGUCAGGCGUGGGCUGCCGCCGCCGCCGCAAGCGCCGAAGCCGCCCGACGAGAAGGUGUCGUCCCCGAAGCCCAUCGACCCGAUCAACCCGCGCCUGCCUCCCGUGCCGUUCUACCCCGCCAUGCCGGGCGAGGUGCCGCCCCCGUACAACGGGCACGUGACGCCGGCGGCCGGCGGCGGCGGCGGCGGCGGCGGCGUCUUCCCGCAGAACGGGUUCGCGCGCUUCCCGGCCCAGCCGCUGCCGCCCCCAGUCGGCGCGACCAUCCUGGUGCGCGACCGCACCUCCACCGGCGGCGACUUCGCGGCGGGGGUGCUGAUGGGCGCCGCCGUCAGCGGCUGGGGCCACGGCUGGGGGUGGAGCGGUGGCGGCGGCGGGGGCGGCGGGGGCGGCGGCCUGUGCCACCAGCACGACGUCGUCGACAACCACUGCGACGUGGGCGCGACCGUCAUCAACCAGCACGACGUCACCUACGUCAACGGCGACUACUACGGCGACCUGGGCUUCGACGACGGCGACUACGGCAUGGACUGCGGCGGGGACUUCGGCUUCUAG
This is a messenger RNA of Bacillus rossius redtenbacheri, 693 nucleotides long. RefSeq names its product translation initiation factor IF-2. The record is from RefSeq and is a predicted model, not a curated record. The coding region runs from base 1 to 693 and encodes 230 amino acids. NCBI's taxonomy places the organism in Eukaryota, Metazoa, Arthropoda, Insecta, Phasmatodea, Bacillidae. The transcript is spliced from 4 exons.